AUGGACCAGGGAGGUCCAGGGUCCCUUCUCACGCUGGAUGCCCACAAGUCUAGGCGGAACGCGGGGAGCGAGGAGCGUGUUUCCCGCCCGGCACCGCCGCGCUCCUGCGGGUCCCACGCCCCCGCCCCGAGCCGUCGCAGUGAUGGCUCACCUUGUGUCGCCUGCCUUCUGAGUUCUCUGGAUCACAAACUGUCCCCCGAAGCGUUUGCGUUUUUUUUCCUGGCAUCUAAGCAGAGCCCCAUAGGUGCUCAGAGGUCUUGGGGUCCUCAGCAGGGACUACCUGCCGGUUACCAGGUGACAGGGGUGUUCAUGAAGAACUGGGACUCCCUGGACGAGCACGGUGUGUGUGCCGCCGACAGAGACUGCGAGGAUGCUUACAAAGUCUGCCGAGUCUUAGACAUCCCUUUCCAUCAGGUGUCCUACGUCAAGGAGUACUGGAACGAAGUGUUCAGCGAUUUUUUGAACGAGUAUGAGAAAGGCAGGACUCCCAACCCUGACAUAGUCUGCAAUAAGCACAUCAAAUUCAGCUGCUUCUUUCAUUACGCUGUGGACAACCUUGGAGCAGAUGCUGUUGCCACAGGCCACUAUGCAAGAACCUCGCUGGAAGAUGAAGAAGUCUUUCAGCAGAAGCACGUGAAGAAGCCGGAAGGGCUUUUCAGAAACCGAUUUGAAGUUAGAAAUUUGGUAAAACUUCUCCAAGCAGCUGACAGCUUUAAAGACCAGACCUUCUUUCUCAGCCAGGUUUCCCAGGAAGCCCUGAGAAGAACCAUCUUCCCUCUGGGAGGAUUAACGAAAGAUUUUGUAAAGAAAAUAGCUGCUGAGAAUGGACUCCAGCAUGUGCUUCAGAAGAAAGAGAGCAUGGGCAUCUGUUUCAUUGGUAAAAGGAAUUUUGAGCAUUUUAUCCUUCAGUAUUUGCAGCCUCGGCCUGGGAAGUUUAUUUCUAUCGAAGAUAAUACAGUUCUGGGAACACACAAAGGUUGGUUCCUGUAUACCCUGGGCCAGAGAGCGAAGAUCGGCGGCCUGAGCAAGCCCUGGUACGUGGUGGACAAGGACAGCACCAAAGGUGAUGUGUUCUUGGCCCCUGGGCCGGAACACCCUGCCCUGUACAGGGACCUGCUUCGGACCAACCGUGUGCACUGGAUCGCAGAGGAGCCACCAGCCGCCCUGGUCCGGGACAAGAUGAUGGAGUGCCACUUCCGCUUCCGCCACCAGAUGGCGAUAGUGCCCUGUGUCCUGACCCUCAACCAAGACGGCACUGUGUGGGUGACAGCUGUGAAGGCCGUGCGGGGCCUUGCCCUGGGACAGUUCGCCGUGUUCUACAAAGGGGACGAGUGCCUGGGCAGUGGGAAAAUCCUGCGUUUGGGGCCAUCAGCCUAUACACUCCAGAAGGGCAGGAGCAGAGCUACAGCAGUCCCCAAGGACUCUGAGGAUGGCCCAGGUGACAGCCCGGGCCUGUGUCCCACACCCUGAUGGGCCAUGCUGCCAGGAGAGGCCUGGAAAGCAAACUCAGGACUGGGCAGCCCAGGCAGUCGGCAGUGCUGGGCUUGGUGCCAUCUAAACCAGGGGAGCCAGUGGCCCUGGUGCCACCCCUCGAGGAGCCCUGCCUUCUCCACGUUGGGUGGCCCUGUCCCCCAGGCCUGUUUCUAGAGUCCUUCUCUCACACCACCCCAGGGAAGGUCCCUUGUGCGAGCACAGCACAGGACAUACAGAGGCUGUUUGGGCCAUGGGACAGCAUUGAAUAAAAAUUCAUUCUGUCUGGGAUGAGGAGUCUGACCACUGUGUCCGAGGCAGACCUGGCCAAGCCAUUCAGGCUCAUUUCGUUGCCAACACUCUGGCAGUAUGGACAGCUGGGUAGAUGGCAUGGGUACCCCCGCUGCUUUUCCUUUUGUUCACACUUCUGAGGGUGACUCCGGUUGGACAGAAAUGUGACUAGAAUUCUGGAAGAAACCCAUCUCCCAGAUAAAGUGACGGAGGGUUCAGCCUGACUGCCACCUUGACUGGCUUGCGAGUUGCUUAGGCAUUUUGUCUAGCACACUUGUGGGUGUGUGCUGGUGGGGCAGAGCUACGACCCUGGGCUCUAUAACUGCGUUCCACUCUAGUGUUCUUUCCAGCUGCUCUGCUUCGCAGCCACAUGAGCGGAGCAGCUCUGUUCUUCCACACGCCUCACGAUGAUGCUCCUGCCUUAGAGCCAACCAUGGCCAAAUUAAACCUCUCCAAGUUUUGGCCAUCAGGUAAUCCGACCCAGCAGCGGGGAAGCUGCCCGAGACAGGAGCCAAGAAAAAGGAGCCCGGAAGUUAGGGCGUGAGGGGAACCCCAGGGAGGUAAGGACUGAUGAAGUGGUCAAGACCUCGGCAGUGGGGCUGGCACUGGAAUCCACUGUUUCCCAGGGAGCCAGAACUAGGGGUCAGAACAUAACUGGGUCACACGCUGCUGAAACAAAGUGAUGUUAAAAUGAGGCUUUUCACCUGCCCGGGCUCACUCCACAUACAGAAACCCCAGGAAAGCGCCCAGAGACAGCAGACAGGUUUUGAGCACAAGAUGACCCAGAUGCUCAAAUAACCAAAGAUAGAACAGCCGCCACAUCAUCCCCCAGUGAAACAGUGGCAGCUGCAAGGCCCCAUCAGGGAAAUCGGGACUAGGAAGUGAGCCGCUCAAGUUUUAAGACUGAAAAUGACAGUACUUGAAACUGUACAGUACCGGACACGCGUAGUAGCAGAACGGAGAUGAGAAAAGCAAAAGUGAACCUGAAGAUCAAUUGCUGCAAACUCAAAUCUGAGUGGAGAGCGGAGAUGCGCAGAACUGGGGUGCGGUGGGAAGGAACCCAGGGGUCUGCUUCUGACCCGGGGUCCGGAGCGGAGAGGGAGUGGAACGAGGAAACCGGACGCUGGCUGAGCCUGCCCAGUGUGACGGGCACAAUUCCCGCAGCGCGGGCCGCCCUGCGCCAGUCUGCCCACCGUGUGGCGGGCCAGAGGACAAGGCGCGAGUCAGUGUCUGGGUCCGGCCACACCCCGGGAAUCGCCGGCCUACCUGGGACGGUCUGAGCGGGGUGGAGACGGAAAUAGCAAGCGGGGGUACAAACUCAAAACGCUUAAUUUAUUGUAGAUUC
Fukomys damarensis (Damara mole-rat) is the source of this 3106-nucleotide messenger RNA. RefSeq names its product tRNA 5-methylaminomethyl-2-thiouridylate methyltransferase (gene Trmu). The record is from RefSeq and is a predicted model, not a curated record. Gene Ontology annotation, cellular component: mitochondrion. Bases 1 to 1470 code for a protein of 489 amino acids. Gene Ontology annotation, biological process: tRNA wobble position uridine thiolation. The transcript has 12 exons. Gene Ontology annotation, molecular function: sulfurtransferase activity. Lineage: Eukaryota; Metazoa; Chordata; Mammalia; Rodentia; Bathyergidae.